AGAACAGUGUCAUUCCAAGGAUAAUCUUAUAGGGACUGCAAAUGCUUCCAUUCAACCUGGCUUACACUGCACUUCUUACUCUUAGUCUAUCAUUCCAAGGUACGACAGGUCAGCGUCCAUGCCCUAACGACCUGUACGAUACCAAUCUUUGUCCUUCUAAAGAGAAUUGUUACAAAGAUCCAAAAGCGAUCAAAUAUACUCCUCCGCAGAACCCUGCCAUACAGUGCCCUGGUAAUUACUUCAUGAGGUUUACAUUCACUGAUAAUAAGGCCAUGGAUAAUCUGAUAGUAAAACGUGAUUGGAAAUUUCUCAAAUGCCAAAAUGGUGAAUGGAAAAUGGAUUAUUGGCCCUACUGGCUCCCUAUCCGUCACUUGGCCUGCUACCCAAAGCGCAUAUAAAGUCUCAACUUCUCGAAAUUACACACAUCCUAAGCUCAGUAAAGAGUUCUGAAAACCUAAUGACUUGUACCCAAGCUAAAUGCAUGUUUUGUCUGUUGGUUUCGCAGUUGGAGGUACAGAAGGAAUAUGCUGCUAUCGCGCUUGUCAUCACACUCAUCAAAAAUAUUCUUGAGUUAAGAAUUCAAUACCAUUUUUUUACCUACUCUGUACAUUGCGUAAAGGAAAAGCAAUUUUUUGUAGGCAUUGCUUACGUCAAGUAAUCUUCUUUCUGUUUUCUCUUGGUUCUUAGAGCUCCGUGUAUUUGCUAUCACCUAUUUACCUUGUGAGGACAACAAUGCAAGUGUACAUUCCCCUUUGCUCUAUUUUUCUGAUAUCCACGGUCAAAAAUUGCAUUCUAUGUUGAAACAUGUGUACUAUUUGCUGGGGCUUAUGCUAUACAUAACGCGUAUCAGAAAUUAAGUUUCAGAAACUUUUAUUGGAAAUUUCACCAUGAACAUGACCUGUCGUAGUAG
Messenger RNA from Cylicocyclus nassatus, 910 nucleotides. The record is from the annotation of a GenBank genome assembly. Lineage: Eukaryota; Metazoa; Nematoda; Chromadorea; Rhabditida; Strongylidae.